GAUAGGUCAAUUUCAUUGACGUUGUUUUAGACAUAUUCACAGCUGGUCACGACUAAAGACGUUCCCAUAACUCUCAGUGCAGCUUGAGUGUAGCCUUUGAAAGGGAACACCUUUAGAGAAUCAUUAAAUCUAUUUUAUUUUUUUUUUUUUAAAAACUGUUCUUGUGUUUUGUGGUUUUAUAGUUCAUUUAUUAGUUAUUGUGUUGUAUUCAAGAUUCAAAGAGUUUUUGUUUCUGCAGGUGUUGUCUGCAGGAGAAGACAGAGCAUGGACCAUCUACCCAACAUGAGUGAUCUGAGGAUUGUUCUUCUGGGUAAGAGCGUGUCAGAAAACAGUGGAGUGGGAAACUUCCUGUUGGGACGAUCAGCGUUUGACAGUGAAGCUCCUCCAGAUGUUGUAGAGAGAGUCGGAGGAAGAUUGAAGGACAGACACGUGAUGCUCAUCAACAGUCCUCAGCUGCUCCAGACACAUCUGUCACUCCGUCACAUCACACAGACAGUGAGAGAGUGUGUGAAUCUGUCUGAUCCAGGACCUCAUGCAUUCAUACUCGUACUGCAGCACAAUGACUUCACUGAGGAGGACAUGAGAAGAGUGAAAUAUGUGCUAAAAGAAUUCAGUGACGAGGCGAUUAAAUGCACCAUCGUGAUCACAACUGAUGAAGCAACAUGUGGUGGUAAACGGGCAUCUUUGAAAGUUAGUGAAUUAAUUCAACAAUUAUCUGCAGAAUGUGGAGGAGGACAUAUUCAACUUAAUAAUGAAACAGAGGAAUGGCUGUCUGAAAUAGCUCAACGGUUAGAGAUGAUUCUGAAACAAAACCCUGAGGAAUUUCUCAAAUGUGAACUAAAUGAUUAUGCAGAAGGAUCAUCAGUGGAUGAAGAUCAGAGCAACAGAUAUUUUGCUUCUCUCAGAAUAGAGAAAGAUCCUGAUUCAAAGGAUGAUGAACAACACCAAGAUACUCAUGCAGAGAUGAAGAAAUCAAAAAAGUUUUUUCAUCGUAUACCAAUAUUUGAUUUAUUUAUGGGUUACACAAAACAAAGUCCAAAGCAAAAUCAGCCAAAGGGAGGUGUAAGUGACACUAGACAACAGAGGCUGAACUUGGUGCUGUGUGGAAGUGAUGAAACACUGAAGGCCUCUGUAUCCAAAUAUAUAAGAAAAGAAAAAAAGACAAAUCUUCAGAUCAAUCUGGUGGAGCUUCCUGCUCUCAGUCAGCUCUCAGAGGAGGAAGUGAUGUCUCACGCUUAUGUCUGUGUGUCUCGCUGUGAUCCAGGAGUUCAUGUUUUCCUCCUAGUUAUUCCUGCUGGUCCACUUAAUAAUGAAGACAAAGCAGAAAUGGAGAACAUCAAGAAGAUAUUCAGCUCAAGAAUCAACAAACACCUCAUGGUUCUCAUAAUCCAAGAGAAGAGCAUGAUUAGCAAUCUGAAUAUACUUCACACUUCAGUUACUAAGACAUCUAUCCAGACACUUGGAGGUCAUAAUUUUGUUCUGGAGAACAGCUCACAGGUUCCAGAUCUACUGAAGGAUGUAGAGGAUAUGGUACAGGAGAACAAAGGAAGUUCCUACACAACAUUCAUGUACCUUCAGGAUCGAUUAGAACUGGAAAGAAACAAACACAGAGCUGAAAUGGAGGAACUGAAAAAAAAAAUUGUGAUGAAAACUCAAUCAACAGCAGCAGAUGUAACACAUGAUGAAGAUCUGAGGAUUGUGCUGCUGGGAAAGACGGGUGUGGGGAAGAGUGCAACAGGAAACACCAUACUGAGAAGAGACAUGUUUGAAUCAAUACCUAAUCCAUCCUCAGUGACCAGAGAGUGUCAGAAAGAAACAUCUGAGUUCAACAGAAGACAGAUAACUGUGAUCGACACUCCAGGACUGUUUGAUACUGGAGUUGAUAAUGACGAGACCUGGAAGGAGAUUGUGAAGUGCAUCUCAAUGGCGGCACCUGGACCACAUGUGUUUCUGCUGGUGAUUCAACUGGGACGAUUCACUCGAGAGGAGAAAGAUGCAGUGAAGAUGAUCCAGGAGGCUUUUGGAGAGGAAUCCAAAAUGUACACCAUUGUACUGUUCACCAGAGGAGAUGAACUUAGAGGAGCAACAAUUGAAGAUUAUGUUCAACGAAAUGACAGCUUAAAGAACCUCGUCCAUCAGUUUGGAAACAGAUACCAUGUGUUCAAUAACAAGGAGAAUAAAGAUUACACACAGGUUUCUGCUCUUCUGAAAAAGAUUGACUGGAUGUUGACAGUAAAUGGAGGGAGUUUCUACACCAAUGGGAUGUUCCAGCAGGUGGAGAAGAACAUCAAAGAGGAACAAGAGAGAAUACUGAUAGAGAAAGAAGAAGAGAUCAAGAGAAAUGAAGAAGAGCUGAAAACCAAAUAUGAAGCUGAAAUAGAACAAAUGAAGAAAGAAAAAGAGAGAGAAAGACAAGAGAUGCAGAAUGAACUGAGAAGAACUGAAGAGGAAUUCAAAAAGAGAGAGGAGGAGAUCAAGAAAGAGACCAAUGAAACCCUUCGAGAUGAGAUGCAGAGAAAACUGGAGGAGCACAAGAAACAAAUUGAAGAGGAGAAUGAAAGAAAGGAAAAAUCUUUAGGAGAAAUGCAACAGAGCUUCAUUAAAUUCCUGGAAGAAAAACACGAGAAGGACAAGCAAAAUCUUCAGGAGAAAAUUCAACAUGAAGCUAGAGAACAAGCAGAAUGUGAAUUUAGUGAAAAACUUAUGAAAGAAGUGAAUAAAGCUUUAGAAGAAGCUGAAGCAAAACUACCAUGUACAGCCAAACGAGCUCGUGACUGGAAUUACUAUAUUCCUGUUCUUGGAGGAGCUGCUGGAGGAGCUGUCGGUGGUGUUGAAGACAUUGUGCAGUGCAUUGGCAAAAUGAAAUUUAAACAUCAAGCCCAAAGUCAAAUUGAAGGUUGAAUUUAGGUAAAUCUUUUGAAACACAUAAGCACUGAUGGUGUGAGGACCCUAUUGUAAUUGCUCGGCUAAUUCUUCUUCUUCUCUGAAAUUAAUCGCAUUUUUGAGGGCCUAAACAUGCUCGAAAACUCAUGAAACUUUGCACACGUGUCAGAAGUGGUGAAAAUUUCUGAUAUGGGUUUCAGAAUUAGGUGUGGCAAAAUGGCUCAAUAGCGGCACCUACAAAAUUUCAAUUAAGCGCCCUUCGCGCUACAUUUCACGUACAGUUAUGAAAUUCGGUAGACACAUGUAACAGCCCAAUACCUACAAAAAAGCCCCUGGGUGCAAAAUCUGUAAACCCAACAGGAAUUUUUUGAUUUUUCUCUGGAAAAUUUUGGCAAAAUGGCUCAAUAGCACCACCUACAAAACUUCAACGAAGUGCCCCAGACGCUACGUCUCACGUACAAGUAUGAAAUUCGGUACACACAUCUAACAGUCUGAUACCUACAAAAAAGUCUCUUGGACCAUAAUCUGAAAACCGACAAGAAGUCAAAUAUUUUGAAGUAACUUUGGAAAAUUUGUGCAAUUUUUGCCAUUUCCAGACGUUGUACUUUAAUGAACUCCUCCUAGAGCUUUAAUAAGAUCAAGGUCAUAUUUGGUCAAUUUAAUCUAAAGGCCUUUGAGACGUUAAAUUGCGAAGAUCUUGAGUUUUCGCUGAAGGGCGUGUCUGUGGCGGCCUGACAAAUUUUGAUGUUUCGCCAUGAAACAGGAAGUUGUUGUAACUCAGGCAUACAAUGUCCGAUCUGCCCCAAACUUCACAUGUUUUAUUAGAGUCCUGGCCUGAAGACAUCUACAUGGCAAUAUUCAGUUACAGUCAAAGCGCCACCUGUGGGUAACAGGAAAUGACAUGUUUACACUGUGAUUAACUCCUUGUAGAGAUUUUACCAGAUCAAGAUCAUAUUUGGUCAGUCUAAUCGUAAGGCCUUAGCGAUGUUAAAUUGCGAAGAUCUUGAGUUUUCGUUGAAGGGCGUGUCCAUGGCGGCCUGACAAAUUUUGAUGUUUCGCCAUGAAAGAGGAAGCUGUUGUAACUCAGGCAUACAGUGUCCGAUCUGCCUCAAAGUUCACAUGUGUGAUAAGAGUACUGACCUAAAGACAUCUAUAUGCCAAUAUUCAGUUAGUCAUAGCGCCACCUGCUGGCAACAGGAAAUGGCAUGCUUUACACUGUAAUUCACUACCAGAAACACAUUUCAAUAUGCCACGAAGUGGCAAACAUACUAGAAACAUGUUAAAUCAUGCAACACUUGGCUAAGUGCUAAUGUUUGCAAUUAACGCCACAAAACAGGAAGUUGUUGUAACUCAGGCAUACAAUGUUCGAUCUGCUCCAAACUUCACAUGUUUGAUAAUAGUCCUGGCCUGAAGACAUCUACAUGGCACUUUGAAAUGACUUUGCCAUAUUUCCCUUGUAGCCCACUGUUCACUGUUUUCCUAAGGCCAACUGAUGGCGGUGAUCCUGGGUGCGAGGGCCCUUUCAUCGCUGCUUGCAGCUUUAAUAACAUAUUGUAAUUUUUUUUUUUUUUACUGUUGCCUUGUAUCAGUUACAUUCUCUUUAUUAAACUGUCAUUAGUCACAUGUACAUCAGGGGGUUCUCUAGCCAAAUAAGGUGCCGAUUCACCCAUUUAAGGUGUAAAGAAGAAGUAGGUAGUAGGAAGUUAAUGCUCUAUCCUCUAUCUGUGUUUAACUCCACUUUUAGACAUACACUCGCAAACUUCACAAAGCACUUCCCCUCGGGGGAAUCCCCACCGCCAUUUUGAAGUGCGUUCAACUUCGUCAAGUAGACGAGGGAAGUUUAUUUGAACAGACCCUCGACCCUCGGCCCCUCGGCAAGUCUGCUGAAUAUGUACACUUCAGAAUACAACGUCACAGCAGAUUGCGCUUAAAUUUGACCACCCCACAAAAUCUAGUGUAUGGUAUUGAAGUUGUUUUGACAUUUAACCACAUAAUACUUGUAGCUACCUUGUGCACAUUUAUAGUUUAUUGUAUCAUCAUUUUUGUUUGUGCAAUUUUUUAUACUUUCUCCACCAGCCCAAGCAUACAUACAGAAUAUAUGUGUUCAUAUAGAAUGGUGAAUCUUUGCUUACUGUUUUCCAUGAUUCAUGAUCCAUGUUUGUGCUUAUUGCUUUUUUGGUGUCUUGUGAACUUGUUUGUGAUGUAUAUUUGUACAACUUUGUGUAAUACACAUGAUUCAUAAGAAGAAUUAGAUGUCUUGUUGGUCCCUCGUUUUAUAUGUAUAAGUAAGUCAAUGACGCAGUAUUUAUUUAUUUUUUUGUUGUUGUUAUUUAAACAGCGCGUCAAUAAUAUGCACCUAUAUGCGGGUGCACAACGCACGUACACUCUGCUUGUUACACACACAGGGAUGCACAGCUGCACACAAACAUGCCAAAUAUUAAAAAUAAAAGGAUUACAAUGUAAAAGAUUAUUAUUGUGCAUAAAGAUAAAAAUGCCUAUACAUCUCAUAAUGGAUAGUCAUUGCAUGUAUCAGAAUUACCUAUUUGCAGUAAUGACAAAUGAAACUGGCUAAUUAUUUGAACAAUCGUGGCAAUACACGUAUGUAUUGAAACUGACUGGUCCGGUUGAGGGUGUCUAUAUUUCUCCAUGUAAAUAGCAAUAGCAUGGCUUUUAAAGGGAAUUAGAGAUAAGACUCAGGUUGGUGUACGUUAUGCCCAAAACACACCCAUGACAACCGUUCUGGACAAUGCACCUGGCACGCAGACCAUUUUUUCCCAUCGUUAAACUAGCAAAAGUGGAUUCGGACACGCCCUAAGUGCACCUGCUCCGUGCGCUCCUUAAAAUAGGGCCCUAUGUGAUAGGUUGUAAUAUCUACUGUAUACAUAAUGCUUUGUUCUGAUUGUAUUGUAAUGUUUUUUUGUUUUUUGUUUUUUAUGCACAACUAUGAAAAUGAGUUAGUCAGUGUGUAUGAUUCAUUUCCAAAAAUUAAAGAUGAUUUUCUCAUGUAAUGACUGAAAUAAGUCUGGAACAGAAAUAUUUAUCAUGCAAUUCAACCAGAACUGCAGAAAAUAUGAAUAUUGAAUUGUCUUUUUAUGCUUAGUUUGUCUCUGUAUAUGGUAUGUAAGGGCAAUUUUAGGUUGACAGAAGGGUUUGACAUAUAAAGAACCAAUUGUAUUGUAGAAUGCUUUGCCUUUCUCCUAUCUUAUAUAAACUGUUGUAUUGUUUUUGCUGGUGGGAUUCUCUGUGAUUUAUACGAGGUCCUCCGGCCAUGAUUAAAGUAUAUUCUAAGGCAUAGUCUGGUUAUUGCUGAGCAGAAAGUUAGGGAACACUAAUGACCUUAUUGCAAAGUGAUAGUGUUCAAAAGGGUCAAGACCUUGACCGACUCAGUCGACCUCAAUUAGGAGACGGAGUAUAAAUUAUUUAAGUGUCAAUUAGGAGACGUAUAGGGGUGUCGAUUAGGA
Messenger RNA from Ctenopharyngodon idella (grass carp), 6344 nucleotides. Its product is annotated as GTPase IMAP family member 8-like. NCBI's taxonomy places the organism in Eukaryota, Metazoa, Chordata, Actinopteri, Cypriniformes, Xenocyprididae. Bases 265 to 2901 code for a protein of 878 amino acids. Gene Ontology annotation, molecular function: GTP binding. The record is from RefSeq and is a predicted model, not a curated record. The transcript is spliced from 5 exons.